Messenger RNA from Sinocyclocheilus anshuiensis, 1508 nucleotides. Its product is annotated as caspase-9-like. Bases 189 to 1499 code for a protein of 436 amino acids. The transcript has 10 exons. The record is from RefSeq and is a predicted model, not a curated record. NCBI's taxonomy places the organism in Eukaryota, Metazoa, Chordata, Actinopteri, Cypriniformes, Cyprinidae. Gene Ontology annotation, cellular component: cytoplasm; cytosol. Gene Ontology annotation, molecular function: cysteine-type endopeptidase activity. Gene Ontology annotation, biological process: intrinsic apoptotic signaling pathway in response to DNA damage; apoptotic process; positive regulation of neuron apoptotic process.
GCAAGACGUAAACAAGGAAGAGAAUCGAAUCGAAGCGCCGAGAGAACAGAGAUUCGUUUUGAGUUUAUUAAAAGUAAAUUCAGCUCAGUUGAAGUUUAGUUUUUUACGCGUUUAUUGUAUCCCGUCAUGUUGAAAACGUAUCAUAGUCAUAAACACUUUUAGCGAAUGAAUGGCGAAUUAUUGCUAGAAUGGAACCCAAACACAGACAGAUACUUCAGCGGCACAGGCGUGAUCUAGUCACGGCAUUAAAUCCUGCAGACAUCUGCGAUGGGCUUUUGUCAAAGGGGGUCUUCACCCAGGACAUGAUUGAUGAAAUACAGAGCAAGAUAACAAGACGUGACCAAGCCAGGCAACUGGUGAUAAGCUUAGAGAUGAGAGGGAGUCAGGUUUUCCCAGCCUUCCUGGAGUGUCUGCGUGAAACCAGCCAACAUGACCUCGCAGAGCUCCUUCAGUGUGGAGAUGGUGUGUGUCUGCCCACUUCUGUCCCCGUACAGCCUUCACUGAUCCCUCUGCCAGUCCAGAAUCCAAAAUAUACUGAAAAACCAGACAGAUUUGAUUUUACUCCACCACGGUUAGUACCACUGAGACCAGAAAGCCUGCCUGUGCCCAAGCCUCUUAGCCCAUCUUCUGAAACUCAAGGGGUGAGACCAACCAGGACAAGACGUGACAGUAUACAGUGCUAUAAGAUGGAUGCCAGUCCAUGUGGGAUCUGCCUGAUUAUAAACAAUGUAGAUUUUGACCCAGCCUCUGAUCUAAAAGAUCGAAAGGGGUCCAACAUUGACUGCGACAAGCUGGAGAAAAGAUUUAAGGCUCUCAACUUUGAGGUUAUUGUAAAAAGGAACUUGAAAUACAAACUCAUAAGACAAGAGAUGGCAUUUAUAGCAAAGAGGGAUCAUUCCGCGUAUGACUGCUGUGUGGUGAUCAUCCUUUCACAUGGUACUGAGGCAAACCACAAUUGUUUUCCUGGAGCAGUUCAUGGUGUUGAUGGACCAUCUGUCCCAGUUCAGUUAAUCACAAACUACCUCAACGGCCAGAACUGUCCUUCUCUGCAGGGCAAGCCCAAGCUGUUCUUCAUCCAGGCCUGUGGCGGAGGUGAGAAGGACACAGGUUUUGAGGUUUCUCCAGAUGAGGUGGAGCCCUUUUUGGGUGGGAUAGAUGACCAGAUGGACGCUAUUCCCAUAUCCUCCAGCAGUGACUCUCUCAGCACGUCUGAUGAACUUGAUGCUCGGGCCACUUUGCCCACACCCAGCGACAUCCUGGUGUCCUACUCAACCUUUCCAGGCUAUGUCUCCUGGAGGGACACGCAGGCCGGAUCCUGGUAUGUGGAGAAUCUUGAUCGUGUGCUUGAGGAGAAUGCUGCCACAGGUGAUCUGGGGACCAUGCUGAUGAUGGUAAACCAUGCGGUCUCCCAAAUAUCUGCCAAAGGCCUGUAUAAACAAAUGCCCGGAUCUUUCAACUUCCUCCGAAAACUUCUCUACUUUCAGUCUUCACAGUCAUGAUCACUUGAA